Xenopus tropicalis (tropical clawed frog) is the source of this 3063-nucleotide messenger RNA. RefSeq lists its product as uncharacterized. The record is from RefSeq and is a predicted model, not a curated record. Gene Ontology annotation, molecular function: DNA binding. Bases 166 to 2475 code for a protein of 769 amino acids. The transcript is spliced from 2 exons. Lineage: Eukaryota; Metazoa; Chordata; Amphibia; Anura; Pipidae.
CACACAGGGACCGCCCCCAAGUACUGAUACCUCAUCCAAACACGGGAUAGAAGUGACUGACUGAGAAACAAACUGGGAGUUGUGUCCUGUAACUCCUUCCCCUGUGUCCCUGGCAUUCCCCUCCCCUGCACUCACAUCUCCAGCCUGGGCUACUGGUUGCACACCAUGCCAACUUGCAUAGUGAAGGGAUGUUCCAACAGCUGCUCAAAAAAGCAGUUUCCUCACGUUGUGCUUCACGCUUUCCCCGGAAAUCUCACCCAAAUAAGAAAUUGGCUGGAGCACAUUCCCCAGAAUCUUCAAAACUUCAGAGACAUCGACGAAAUGGCGCUAAGAGUAUUAAAGGGGAAAAAAAGCGACACGUUCCGCGUGUGUUCGGAACAUUUCACCGUGGAUAGUUACACCGAACAAGGCAAAAAAAGACGAAUCCUCAAACGAGAGGCGGUACCAACGCAGUUUCCCGAAACCUUCUCGCCUCCUUUGAAGAAACCGAAGACACAGAGAGUCUCUAAAAAACAUAAAGAUUUGGACUCCACUCUGCUCCAAGUGGCACCUAAUCACUCACAAGUCGUAAUUCAACAACUUCCCUGUGUUUGUUCAAGAAUAUCAGUUGCAAAAAAGCCAAUAUUGGUCGACGCCAGCACUUACACCACCUGUUACUUUGAGAAGAAAUCAGCUUCUACUAACACGGGUACUAAAUUUGCCAAGAGAACUGUGGCCUCACAGACAGUAUUUAACCAGAAAAAUAAGAGGUUGCAGUGCAAUUUCAUGCCGGGACAGUAUCCAGUAACGAGCCAGACUGUGGCUACUCCCUUGGAAAGGCCACCGCCAUGGGCUGCUCCUCAAGUGCACUGGGCAACACCAAGCCUCAAAAACAGCUAUAACGGGCCGGCCCUGGAUAUGGGUUCAACCUGUCUGAGAAUGAGAGAGGAAGCAGAGUCCGAUUCCGUUGCUACAAAGGGUGUAGAUAUGCGCGUGGGUGCUACAGAACACACGGACCCGACCAAUGAGCCUUUAGUUCAGAACACAUACAAUGCCAAAGUUGCCGAUGAUGAAUGCGAAGUGGAAUCUACAGUCGAUUCAGAGAAUCUGACGGAUUUGGGAUACAAAGAUGAGGUUGAUGAGAACAAGUUUCUUGUAUUCGAGUCUUGUCUGGAUAAACUUCUGUGGGGCUCACGUUGCAGGGGAGGGAGGAACUGUCCGGCAGCCAUUAAGAGCAUUCGGAAGAAAAUAACCGGAUCUUUCCUAAGUGUAAAUGCUGUUUGUACCAAAGGACAUUCAUUCCAUCUUUGGGACAGUCAACCCAAAAAGGGCCACAUGCCGAUCGGCGAUGUGUUAAUGUCGGCCGCCAUCGUACUAAGCGGCUCCAGUUACAGCAAAGUGAGUUACAUGAAUAAAAUUCUGGGGCUCAGGCAGAUCGGGAAGGAAACCCAUUAUCGCCACCAAAGACUCUUCCUGUUCCCGACCAUCAAUCACCACUGGGAAUCGGAGCAGCACCGAGUGAUGAAAGAACUGGGGCAGAAACCAGUGUGCCUCGUCACUGAUAGGAAUUGCCACAGUGCAGAAAAGCGCUGUGUUUGCACAUUUAUGGAGGCAACCUCAAAGAAAAUUGUGAGCUUGAAGGUGAAUCAAGCGUCGCCUGAAACAUCUUCCCUCGCACUCGAGAGACAAACAUUCCAAAGCGCCUUGGAUAAUGUGCUGCAGUGCAACGUAAAUGUUCAGCUGGUCUGUACGGAGCCGCGGCCCUGGGUAAAGAACCUGAUGGAAGAGAAUUAUGGGCACAUCCUACAUGAGUUUGAUGCCUGGCGCUACGGGAAAUCCGUUGGUAACAGAGUGGCUGCCGCCAGCAAAAAGAGAAACUGUUCCGAGCUUUCCCAGUGGGGCGCCCCAGUGAGAAACCAUUUAUGGUGGGCGGUUAGAUCAUGUGAAGGCAACACGGAACUAAUGAUGGAGAAAUGGAACUCACUAAUAUAUCACAUAAUUGGGGUACAUAAAUGGAGGACGGGCGCGCUCUUUCACACUUGUGAACAUGCGCCUCAGGAGGAUGAAGUGACAAGAUCAUUUCUAGUGAAAGGUUCUAGAGCGCAUCGAAAGCUGAGAGAGAUUGUACUGAGUCGGGACAUCAACAAAAAUCUCCCAAAGCUGCGGAAUAUUUGUCACAUGGGGGAGCUGGAUGUGUUCCGCAGCAACGCCCUCAAGUACCGGCCAAAGCAAAGCCACUUCUCCGCCCAUUCCUUAAUUGCACGGACUCAGCUGGCCGCACUAGACCACAAUAGGAAUGUCCAUCACCAGCUGGCCAUCUUGGCUAAUGGAAGAGAUGAGGAAGUGCUAAGGGAGGACUAUCCCAGGGUGGAAUUCCGUGAGUUGAAGAAGGACUGGCGAGUGAAACCUGUGUAUGACUUGGCACGGUGUGAUUUUAUAUUCACUAUCAUGAAAGACGUGGUCAGAUACGUGUAUGGGGAAAGGUGUCCUGGGUAGCGGCGACUCCCUUCUGAAUCCAAACCCAACAGGGAGAGGCCAUUAAACAUGGUGUGCAAUCAGAGAAAUGUGUUCGAGACAAACAUGGUUUGAAAUAAUCUUAACAAGAACGUUUCAGAGGGAAGUUCUGUCAUUCUCUAAAAUGAGACAAGAGAAUUAGUCAAAGGUCUGAAUAUUUUCCCAAGGGGCAGGAAGAAACGUGGUUAUUAAAGGGGAAGUUUAACUUUCAAUUGGGUUUCGGUCUAAAAAAUUGGGGGUCAGUAAUCCCCAUGUAAAGGCUGGAAAGGGGCAGGAUAGGUGAAUAAUUCAGAGACUAUUAAAAAUAAAGAUUAAUCAAAACUACUCUAAUAUACUACAAGUUGUUAAACAUAAAUUAAUAAUAACUUAAAGGUGAACUACAUUUAUUCCUCUAAAGCAGCGGUGGCUAAUACGUCAAUCGCGGUCCACCAGUCGAUCCCCCGUGGAUUUCUGGUGGACCGCGAUCAAGCCGGUCGUUGGACGAUCGCGAGCGAAAAAAGUCUGGCCACCCCUGCUCUAAAGGAACCUGUCCCAGCACUGGAGAGCUUAGGCAGCACUGCAGUAAAGUGA